UUUAUGUUUGUAUACUGGAAGUGUGUUUGUUUGCAAUAUUCUAGGUUUAGACUGGAGAGUUCGCUGCUCAGACCGUGCAAGGAAGGAGUGUGCCACAGACCUGAACUUCUGCAACCUCUGGUCCAACGGAAAAAUCCUCGACACUGCCGUAUCUAUAGUCAUAUACCAGGUAAAGAAUCCUCUGGCUGGCAAGCAUAUUGGACUUCUCCAGGUAUAUCAAAAUGCCUAGGCUCCAAAAAAACAAUAGGAAAGGAGUCUCCUGGAUGAAGGGUGAACUGGAAUCUAUUGACAGCAUGAAGUCAUUCACCAUUAUGGCUGCCGAACCCGUCCGGGGCAUAUCCACCCUGAACCUCGUCCUGAGGAAGUGAUGCAGCACGGAAAGAUCUAUCACUGGUAUCCAAAUGCCUGUAGCCUUUGGAACCCGGAAAAUGAAACUGUAAAGCCCCAGAGAAGGAUGAUGUACUUCCUCCACUGCUCCCUUGUCCAACAUCUUCAACACUUCCUCCCAAAGAGCUAAGCACUUCGAAGACCCUUGAGCAUAACUUAGGUGGAGGAAGGGUCUGUCUGAGAGAGGGGGAGUCAAGUCGAAAGGCAGCUGAUACCCUACCCACUUCUCUGCUCCGUGGUAUUGCUAUUUGGCCCAAUGGUCUACCAGUCAUCCCCCCACACAUGGCAACAGGCAGGGAUUGGCACCCCCUCUAUUGGCGAUGUGCUCUGCCCUUUCCUCCAGCCCUACCUUCCUAGCUUGUAGUAGCGAGGCUGAAAGAGCACUGCCAUUGGUUCAACUUAGAUGGAGCAGUAGACUGAGAAGCCCUAAAGCCCCUAUUACACGUAUCCGGUUUCCUAUGGCGCCGUCGGUCACAACACUAGCAUAUGUUCAAACCGGAGCGUGUGAUAGCAAAUCGGCCGCAUGAACGCUCACCCACGGCCGGCCGGAUGAACUUUCGCCAGUACUAAAGUUGGCCGUACGGCCGUCGUACGUCACGACUGAGGACGUAGCGUGUAAUUGCUCACUGUAUGGUAUGACAUCAGUGUGAGGCUGCACCUGACAGUGGAAGGUCGCCACCAUGGCAAGCUCUUGCGCCAGUGAUUUCUUGAGUGACUUCAUAGAAAUUUAUCGAAAUGAGCCAUGUUUGUGGUUCAUUAAAUCUAAGGAUUAUUCAAACAGAGAAGUGAGAAAUGCAGCAUAUGGUAAAUUAGUAAAUAAACUUCAAGAAAUUGAUCCUAGUGCUAAUAAAGAUACUGUUGUUAAGAAAAUAAACAACUUGAGGAGCUCAUACAAUAAAGAACUUAAAAAAGUGCAAGCGUCUAAAAGUUUGGGGAGCGGUUCAGACUCCAUUUAUACGCCAAAACUCUCAUAUUUUCAUCUGAUGCAUUUCAUCAAAGACCAAAAUGUGGAAUGUGAACCAUCUGUUUCAAACAUGAGCCUUAAUACACAGGAAAUAAAUGAAGAGCAAUCUCAAGAAGACGAUCUUACUGAAGAGGGAGAAACCCAACAUGAGGAUGAUUCAUCGCUACUGCCUUCACGGCAUACUACAUCAGUCCUACCGGCACCACCAAAAAGGCGCAGAUCGGUACAAGGCAAAGCUGAUCACGUUUUGGACCUUGUAGCAAAAAGGAUGGAAGCACCUCCAAAUUCGGAAUAUGAUGUGUUUGGUAUGUAUGUGGCUAAAAGGUUACAAAGCUUGCAUUUAGCAAACCCGGGGAUGUAUCCGGUUGUUAAAAAGCUAAUAAAUGACGCUAUCUUCGAGGGUGAAAUGGGCACAUUGACGCCCUAUUCACGAAUUGCCCAAAACCAAGCUCCAUCUCUAUCUAGCACUCCUGCACCUACUCCAAGCCCAAGUCAUUACCAAGCUCCAUCUCUAUCUAGCACUCCUGCACCUACUCCAAGCCCAAGUCAUUACCAAGCUCCAUCUCUGUCUAGCACUCCUGUACCUACUCUAAGCCCAAGAGCAGAUUACAAUUAUGAGACAUAUGAUAUUCUCCAAAUGUAAUGUAGGUACACAUGUACAUUUAUGAACCUUGAAUACUCUGGAAUAAAGUUUGAAACUUCUAUAUUUUUUUUAAUUAACCUGGUAUGAAUGUUUCAUACUAAAACGAGAAAUUAUAGUUAUUUG
Macrobrachium nipponense is the source of this 2117-nucleotide messenger RNA. RefSeq lists its product as uncharacterized. The transcript has 2 exons. The coding region runs from base 1068 to 1994 and encodes 308 amino acids. The record is from RefSeq and is a predicted model, not a curated record. NCBI's taxonomy places the organism in Eukaryota, Metazoa, Arthropoda, Malacostraca, Decapoda, Palaemonidae.